Ramularia collo-cygni is the source of this 1107-nucleotide messenger RNA. RefSeq lists its product as uncharacterized. The record is from RefSeq and is a predicted model, not a curated record. Gene Ontology annotation, molecular function: hydrolase activity, hydrolyzing O-glycosyl compounds. NCBI's taxonomy places the organism in Eukaryota, Fungi, Ascomycota, Dothideomycetes, Mycosphaerellales, Mycosphaerellaceae. The coding region runs from base 1 to 1107 and encodes 368 amino acids. The transcript has 5 exons.
AUGAAGGUCUCCUACGCUCUCAGCGCUUUUGCGGGCCUCUCAUCCUCAGUAUCGGCAUACCAGAGCUUUGCUGGUUCCAAUCUCUACUAUGCUGCCGGACUUUCAACCGAUGAGCAAAAGACCCUCUUCACUGGUCUGCAGGAGGCUGACGUUCAGGUUCUCCGAGUCUGGCUAGAUGGCGAAACGUCUCCUCAAAAAGGAACCAAAUUCACCUCGUACCCAUCUCUCGAGGGCCAGAACCCCGAGAAAUACGAUGAUACCGUCCUGAACAACCUGGAUGGAUUCAUGGCCAACGCACACGACUAUGGUAUCAAGCUCAUCGUCUCCUUCUACAGCUACAAUGCGUUGAGACCAGAUGAGAAUGGCAACCACCAGGACUUCUACGGUACCUACUAUGGGACUGGAUACUUUUACUCCGAUCCACAGGCAAUCACCUACUACAAGAACCGCAUUGCUCAUGUCAUGUCUCACGUCAACCCCAACAAUGGAAAGACGUGGGCUGAAAGCUCCGAGUAUAUCUUUGCCUUUGAGACCCAGAAUGAAGCCGAUCACGACGACAAGAAUACCGACGCUUUAAUAGCCUGGCAAUGUGAAAUCGCUGGGGCAAUCAAGAGCAACCUCAACGGAAGUACCGACAUUCUGACCACAACCGGCGGCUCCUCAUAUGUGGGAGAUUCAGUCAGAGACGCAUACUUCUCAUGCGACGCACUUGACAUGAUAGCAAUCCAUGCCUACGACACAAACAACGAUCUCACCACUGGUAACCUCGCCAAAUAUGUCACAAAUGCCGUCAAGAAUAACAAGAAACUCAUAAUGCAAGAGUGGGGUAUUUGCUAUUACAACACAGACAACAAGAAUUGCUUCAAGGGUGACAAGCAGGACUCUGGUACCCGGGAUAGUUUAAUCAAGACUUACUACGACAAUAUCGCCCAGGCUGGUCUACCGGCGAUGUACUGGGAGAUUGUGCCGAAUGCGGUGCCGCAUGGUGGUGACUAUGAUUUUGAGAUUGGUAUUGGUCAGGAGAACUGGGAGGCUUACAAGGAGGCUGUUCAGGCGGCUUUGAGUGUUCCUUCGCAAUUUGACUUCUCCAAAUGGUUGCCGAAGUAG